UGUGUUUUCUUCUUGAUUGCUAAUUUUCUCUAAUGCUCUCAUCAUAACCUACAAUGUGCGGUACUCAAUUGAUUAGAAAAUUGUUCUAAAAUCAAAAUUUUGAUGUUUAUUUAGCUUACUUUCAGCUACUCAUGUUUGAAAAUUUUCAAGAUGGGAGUGGUUCAUGGAAAAAGCGUUGGGAAAGGUGAGGAGGACAAAGGUUUGAAUUUAAAGCAGUUACAUGCUAGAGUAGAUCGGAUAAGUAUAGACGGUCUAGGUAGAACAAAAGAUGACUUCAUUAUCAAAGCAGUCAAUGAAUUGUUCAAAGUCAACAACUUUGAAGAGAUGCUACAUCAGUCUCGUGCGGUUAAAACUAAACUUGAAAGUUUGGGAUGCUUCCAGAACAUCGUCAUCCAUGUUGAUACCAGCUCUGGACCAAAAGCCACACCAGACUGUGGUUAUGAGGUGACUUUCAUAGUCAGGGAGUUGAAACAGAUUGCUGGAGGAGUUCACACAAUGGUGGGGACCAACAACGAAGGUCUGCUUGUCGCAUCUGCUAAAGCUCCCAAUAUCUUAGGCAGAGGCGAGAGAUUGCAUGGGGAGUUCAGCUAUGGCAACAAACAGACAAAAUCUUUCAAUGUCACACUGACCAAGCCGCUGUUGACGAAGUUUAACGCCAGUGUUGCAGGUACUGUUUUUAACCAAGAUCAGGAUUGGACAAUGUCAAAGUACAAAUUACGAGAGAGUGGGAUUGUGUUAGACUUCAGUUUCUUCAGUUUUAAUAAUUUAAAACAUUGUCUCCAAUGGGAAGGAACGAUACGAGACCUAGGAGUCGGCAACCGAUACGCUGCGUUUGCAAUCAGGGAAAAUGCUGGAAACACAUUGAAGUCUUCGUUACGACACAUUUUAACGUACGAUACAAGAAGAACACUGUUGUUCCCCUCAUCAGGGAUACUGUCGAAGUUCACGACGGAGUUGGCAGGCGUGGGUGGAAAUGUCGGCUUCUUCAAGAAUGACAUGUUACUACAAGUAGACGUUCCUUUACUGACUGAUUUUGUUCUCCAGGGCACAUUUGGUGGUGGUUACAUGGUGCCAGUAGACCCAGCCAAGAAAAGUAUUAUAGUCUGUGACCACUUCUUCCUUGGAGGUCCUGUAACAUUUCGAGGCUUCGAUAUGAGAGGUGCAGGUCCUUCGUCAGAUGGAACUUUCCUCGGAGCUAAGAUGUACUGGUGCGCCGGUCUGAGCCUGUUCACUCCAUUACCCUUCAGGCCUAGUGUUGGUGGAUUUGGGGAGUAUUUCCGAACUCAUUUCUUCGCUAAUAUUGGAAAUAUUGGAAAUCUCAGUAUUGCUGACGGCCUACCCUCUCUACUGCACCAGGCGAGGUUGGCGUACGGGAUAGGUUUGGCUCUGCGUCUGGGACACUUCGCUCGGGUGGAAGUCAACUACUGCUUCCCCAUGUGGACACAAGACGGGGACCGAGCUGUCCACGGGGUCCAGAUCGGACUGGGGACCUCACUCUAGUACCUGCCCACACACUCCUUUAGUUCACAUUAAUGUUUAGCUGCUUUCCAACAAAUUUUCAUUGUGACACUGUAAAAUCAAACAUACAAUAUUCAUAUGUUCCUAUUUCACUAUUAACAUUAUCUUGACAUACCAUUACUUUUAGAUCAUGAAAUAAAUUAACUUGUUAUUUCUCAAAUUGUGAAAUACAAUUUUUUGUUUUGUUAGAGGUGUGCGAGUACUUACAUUUUUGAGUCCUGUUAAUACCUGGCUACAGCUGGUGAUGAAUAUUUCAAGGCCACGUUGAGUCUAUAGCCAGAAUUCUGUGAAUACAUGUUACACUGUGCUUCUCUGUCCCAAUUCAUUCUUUUGUAAACUGUUUUAGUGGCUGAGAAAAAUAAUCAUUCGUUGUACCAAUUUCAAAAAAAUUCAACUACGUAUAAUUCUAACUUUGAACAGAAAUCUUAAAAUGAGUUUAUUAUAAUACUAGCUUUGUUACCAGUGACCAUGGACUGUUAUCAGUGACCUUAACAUUAGACAAUAUUUUGUUACCAAUUAAUAUGUAGUUAGUUUUCUACAUAUACACACUAUAUGUAUAUUUUUUCCGAUGAUUAAUGUUUAUUAAAAUUUUUUUGGACUCCCAUUGAUCUACAAAUUGUACAUUUUAUUUUCACUUAUUUCUGUUCAAGUCUAUGACAGAGUCAGAUUUCAGACGGUGCAUUUAGAGGAAGAUAAACUGGAGUUAAAUUCUACAUUCACACAGUUUCUGUUAUUAUUAUAUUAUUUUUACAGAUAUAUUCAACAUUAACAAAUCUAACUGAUAAAAUAUAGAGUAUCAGUUAAAAUAUGUCCAACACGACUUAAAAAACUGUGCUCGCACAGCUCUAUUUUGUAUUGAGUACUGACUUUAAUUUUAGACAAAAAAGUUGUAUACAGUGUACGUCAAAAUUUUUGUUUUAUUUUUUUUGAGAGCAAGCAUGUAAAUACUCGCCAACUGUAAUUAAAACAUGACGUGCGCCAUACUUGAAUAUUCUUGUUUAAAGACAACGUUCGUCUUUACAAUGUAGAACUUUGGUAGUAUUUAUUGUUGUCAAUAAAUUGUUGAAAGAAAA
Molecule: messenger RNA, 2591 nt
Organism: Homalodisca vitripennis (glassy-winged sharpshooter)
Lineage: Eukaryota; Metazoa; Arthropoda; Insecta; Hemiptera; Cicadellidae
Product: sorting and assembly machinery component 50 homolog B
Exons: 10
Coding region: 151-1500 (449 amino acids)
Biological process (GO): protein insertion into mitochondrial outer membrane; mitochondrial respiratory chain complex assembly
Cellular component (GO): outer membrane; SAM complex
Source: RefSeq, a predicted model, not a curated record